This is a messenger RNA of Peromyscus californicus insignis, 2974 nucleotides long. RefSeq names its product PNMA family member 8C (gene Pnma8c). NCBI's taxonomy places the organism in Eukaryota, Metazoa, Chordata, Mammalia, Rodentia, Cricetidae. The record is from RefSeq and is a predicted model, not a curated record.
CACGUCAAGCUGGCUUCUGUGUCCUUACCAGCUCUGCCAUUAUUCUUUAACUGUACCCUGACUUUCUGAACCCAAACGACAUUGUUGCGGGCUUACUUUGCAUCUUCCUUGUACCCUGCCCAUGCCCUGCCAGAGAAAGGAAGUGAGGAGCUGACCCUUCGCUUCCUGUAAUGACCCCUCUUUGCCUUGAUCUCUGACUUCAAUGCAGCGGGACCCGCUAAUGGCAGGGGCGACGGUCUAGCGGUUGCCAUGGAGACCGCAGAGCCACCGUGCACCAGGAAGCUAUGACGUCAUUGCCGGAGCAAGUGCAGCGGCCUCCAUCAUCACAUCCUGGUCUUUAACUCUGCCACGGGGCACAUGAGGGCGUGCCAGCACUGGGCCAGCAGUGAGAGGUGACCUACUCCAACUUGCCAACCCACGACACUCAAAUAGGGUGGCAGCAGCAGCAGGGAGACCAGCGGUCUUGGUCUCGGGUCCACAGAGAUUGUCAAGGGCACCAGCAGUGCAGCAGAGUCUGAGUCAUCAAACUCUCCUUGGAGCGGCCUUGCCCAGGACCUGGGAGCCACGGCCACCCAGCUCCAAUUCCGUGGCCAACGUGAGCCACUAGGAACUUCCAUGAGUGAGCUCUGACGGGGCAGGCUGAAGAAGGCUGGGUUCCCCUUGACUGAGUUGGACCAGUUGGGUCUAUUAGUAGCCUCACCCGUGAGGCCUCGUUUUCACAUCAUCCUCAGAAAGAGCUCUCGGCACCCGGGAUCCUUCCGUGGGUUCUCGAGGCAGCUCCACCGCGCAGCAGCGCGCACACAGCUGCCUCAAGGAGCGGGGCAAGAUGGUAUUUGGAGUCCAGGACAUUGUAUUGUUAGAACAUGCAUGCAAGGCCUUGGAGGUGGACAGUUACAAGUCCCUGAUGAUCCUGGGGAUCUCAGAGGACUGUAGCCACCAGGAAUUUUAAGACAUCGUACGGGGCCCCCUGAAACCACUAGGCAAGUUCGAAGUGGCUGGGAAGGCCUUUAUGGAGGAAGAUAGAUCCAAGGCAGCUGUCAUUAGGUUGGCAGAGGACCUCAAUUACGACGUAGUUCCCAGGGAGAUCAAGGGUAAGGAAGGUAUGUGGAGAGUGGUCUACAUGCCCAAAUGGCAGGACAUCGAAUUCCUCACCAAGCUCAAUUUGUUCCUGCGGGGAGAGUGCAGGAUGGUAGAGGACAUGACCUGAGUCCUCAGGCGGGAGCUGUGUCCCACCACAAUAGGUCCUGGAGAGCUGCCUUCCAGGAAGUGCUGCCUGUCUCCACAGGGGGAGAAUGCAGACCAGGGGGCCGCCGCCAAGGGGGAUGGGAUGCCCCCUCUUGAGGACCCAGAGAAAGAGAGCAAGGCUGAAGAGGGCAAGAAGGGCAAGAAGAAAAACAAGAAAAGUCGGCGCCGACAGCAGGCUUCUGAGAAGCUGUGAGGUGAUGUUAGAUGAGUGUGUAUGGGGGGCGGGCUUUGCGGAGGGAGGGUGGGAGUCAUCUGAGUGGGUACGCGAUGACUGUGGGAGGGCACAUAGCAUUGAGAGUGAGUGUGGAUAGGAGGUGAUGGACCAGUAAGUGGAUGACUUCUGAGUCAGAAUGAGUAUCACCCGAGUGUUGCCCGUGGCAUCUUUUUUUUUUUUUUUUAAGAUUUAUUUAUUUAUUAUAUAUACAGUGUAAUGUCUGCAUGUAUCCCUGCAGGCCAGAAGAGGGCACCAGAUCUCAUUACAGAUGGUUGUGAGCCACCAUGUGGUUGCUGGGAAUUGAACUCGGGACCUCUGGAAGAACAGCCAGUGUUCUUAACCGUUGAGCCAUCUGUCCAGCCCGCGCGUGGCAUUUGACUUCGUGAAGAAAGCUUAUUUAUUUUGGUCAAUGCUGAGAAUUGUGCGAGGGCUUUGAGCAUGCUAUUCAAGUGCUCUAUCAGUAAACCAUUCACCCAGCCCCCUCACUAGGUGAUUCUAGGCAAACUCUCUGUUAACGAGCUAUGACUACAGUGUGAGCCUGGUACUUUUAUCUAAGUGAACUUGUGGACUACAGUUGAGUGGGUGUGGCUAACAUUCGGUUGAGUGUGGGUCAUCUCUUCCUUUUUUUUUUUUCGUUCACUCUACAUAUGUCUAUUCCAUACCUACUGUAUCCCAGAAUGGUACUUGGAUCUUGGAAUAAAGAGGGAUGAAAAAUCCGCGUCUGUGACACUUGUAAUAAUGGUGUUACUUGGAUACAUCUAAGUGAGCAGAGUUUUCAUUUAAGUAAAUUUGGAUAAAGUUGAGGGGUCAUAUAUGGUUGCGUGUGGGACACUUUAUUCAUUCAACCAACAAAAUUUUCCUGAGCAUCUACAAUGUUCCAGGUACAGGACACACGGUCAAUGAUUUUUAGCCUUGCCCUCAUGGCUCUAAUUCUGUAUUUGAGGAAUUGUGGGUAACAUUUGAGAACAGGAAAGUGUGUGUGUGGGGGUGGGUAUUGCUGGAGUGAGGGAGAGCAACUUCUGAUCGAGAAGGGUCCAGAGACUUGUAAAAGACUUUUAGCAACUUGGAGGCCAGCAGGACCAGCCCCGCAGAGGGAACCAAAUCCACAACUGUGCAUGUGACUGUUGCCAUAGAGACCACAGUGGGGACAGGUGGCCUGCUAACCAUUGCCUGAAGAGAAGAUCCACAAUGGCAAGCUUUUGGAAGCGUUUUGCUAGACUUGCCAAAACCGGAGCUGACCCUGGAAGAACCUGUCGUGAAGAUCCUGGCUGGGAACAAGGGUUACUAUUCUUCUUUCGCCAGAGGCUUGGUGUUGGAGACAGUUCAUAAACCAUGGUUGACAUGUGGGCUCCCCACUGGCUCCACUGAGGACUUUGCUGUUCUGUAUAUAUCCCUGAAAAGCUGUGGCUGUUCAAUGCAACUCUCCCUUACUGAAGGUAGGGUUAGGGGUGAAGCCCCAUUGGCACCUGAGAUAUAAGCAUGUAUGUCUCCCCAAAUUAAAAUCCAGGAAUCAUG